Molecule: messenger RNA, 4398 nt
Organism: Thyridium curvatum
Lineage: Eukaryota; Fungi; Ascomycota; Sordariomycetes; Thyridiales; Thyridiaceae
Exons: 2
Coding region: 1-4398 (1465 amino acids)
Biological process (GO): siRNA processing
Cellular component (GO): nuclear RNA-directed RNA polymerase complex
Molecular function (GO): nucleic acid binding; RNA-directed RNA polymerase activity
Source: RefSeq, a predicted model, not a curated record
AUGUCACAGCCUGCUGAGAGUGCAGCCAGUGCUGCUGCAGGUCCGACGCCUCCUGCACCCGCUACGACAGGUGCUCUCCAGCCUUCCAGUUAUCCUGAUCAACACGUGAAGGCUGGUGGUGCGGCCCCUAGAAGACCCCCGGCAUUUCGAGGCGGCAUCAAUCAGCAUCCAAGGGGACGAACCCCAGCUGCACCACAAUGGCAACAAUACAGCAGCCUAAAAUUGAGAUUGUCCAAUCUCCCCCCUGAUGUGACAACGUGGGACAUCCACAACUCCUUUCGAAGAAAGGUCAAUGUGACUUUUAUCGAACUCUUUGAGAACCGCCAAGGCGAGAGAAGCGGAACGGCGAUAGUACGCAUUGAGCCUCCCCCAAAGAUCAACUACUGGCAGUCUGGUUUCUGGCAGAUACCUCGACACGAGGCCCCCGCGGUGAAGGCCCGUGUUGAGAUUGACAGACACGGGUUCAGACCCUUUGACGAGAGAGUGUUGACUCCAGUGGGCAGACGAGUCGUGGCGAAAUCUGUCUUGAGCCUUUCGAGCAUUCAAUUCGGCCUCCUCUCCGAGCUAAAUGUCAUGAUGAGCAUGCGGACGAUCCAGCCAUCUGCAGCAUCUGGUGCUUGCCGUCUAUCCAUUGACUUCAGACGCAUGCGCCUGUCCCUGGAAUUCUCGCUCAAUUGGGCUGAGCUGGAAAUUGAGGCGUAUGAAUUUGAUGGAAGCGCCACCACCACGACACAUCAUUACAAAGCCGAGAUCGCUUUUUCUCAGCUGAAGAAGCUCAUUUGCCAGGAGCAAGAAGCGAGUGGGAUCGCCUUGGUCAUCCAUUUGGAACACCCUCCCCUCUUCUACCGCAAGAUGGACCGCAUCGACUUGACACAUUCUAGCGACCGCUUAUCGUGGAUAGAUUGGGACCUUUGGCAUCGACAGAUCAACAUCAUGGCAGAUCCACCAUCAAUGAAGAAUGCGGUUGUGUCGUUAGACAAGACCCAACAGUUCAUUGAUAUCGGCAGAUGGACAACGUACCGACUUCAACUGAACAGCAAGUCUGCUGCCGAAUGGCCCAGCCUGGAGCGUGACCUACGAGAUUACAACAUCAAGACGUCGAGCCCAAGCAGCUUUGAGGUUGUGGCUGGCAAGCAGUCUGACCUGCGCCAAACGCUGGAUGGCUCGCUUCAUGCAGCUGAGUCAAGCAGCUCGGCAGUAGCCUUACUGGGACAGAUUGCUCACACAUCACUGCGUUUUGAUGUCCGAUACCAACUAGAGGUCUGCCUUUCGCGCGGGAUAAUUCUCGAACAGAAUAUUGGCCAGGACUUUGUUCAGAAACUUGCACACCUCGAUGCGGAUCAAGCCAGGAUGAUGCUUGAAUUCUUGACCGAACGGGGUACACGGGUGUUCAAUCCAUCAGAGAUCUUCUCUGAUAUUGACGUGAUCACAUACUUCCCCAAUGUGACGGAGUAUUCGAUACCGGAGUACUGUGCUCUGGUGAGGAAGGCUAUUCUCACCCCAACUACGAUCUACUUCACCACUCCGACUGUGGAAACGAAUAACAGGGUCUUGAGAGAGUACAAAGACCUCAAGGACCGGUUUCUUCGCGUUCAGUUCGCAGAUGAGCUACCAGAGGGUCGGGUCAAUGCCUCCGUAGAUGCGAAGAAGAACGACGAGAUCUUCGUCCGCAUCUUCAGAUGCUUGAUGAAUGGUAUCCGCAUAGGGGACCGCCACUACAAGUUGCUCGCCUGGGGCAACUCCCAGCUUCGCGACAACGGUGCGUUCUUCUUCGCCGAGACUGACCACGUCAAGUGCGAAGACAUCAGGAAUUGGAUGGGUGACUUUUCCCAUAUCAAAAACAUUGCAAAAUACGCGGCAAGACUCGGCCAGUGUUUCUCCACGACGCGACUGAUCCCUGGAUUUUCGGUCCCUCAGCUUGUGACCAUUGAAGACAUCACAAGGAACGGCUUUUGCUUCACAGAUGGCGUGGGCAAGAUCUCUACCUUCUGGGCGCGCAUGGCUGCGAACCAUCUACGGCUCGACUAUAUCCCCUCCGCAUUCCAGUUCCGAAUGGGUGGCUGCAAGGGUAUGUUGGUAACUUGGCCAGUGGCGAAGAGGGGAGAAGUGCACAUCCGUCCUUCACAGGAAAAGUUCACCGGUGCUGUUUUCAACGGCCUAGAGGUUAUCCGAUGCUCUUCUUUCUCGACGCCGACGCUCAAUAGACAGAGCAUCACCAUCCUGAGCUGCUUGGGCGUUCCCGGCCACGUAUUCCACCGCCUACUAGGCAAGCAGCUGUCCGGUAUCAAUAGCGCCAUGGAGUCCGAGAAGGAAGCCGUCUUUCAGCUAUCUCGUUCUGUCGAUGAGCACCAGACCACAUUGACUAUGGCGAAGAUGGUCUUGAACGGAUUCAUGCAUGUGCACGAGCCAUUUGUCUGGAGUUUGCUUCGUCUCUGGAGGUCGUGGUCGGUCAAACUCAUCAAAGAAAAGGCGAGAAUAGCCGUCGAAGAUGGUGCCUUUCUUCUAGGCUGCGUCGAUGAGACGGGUACCUUGAGAGGCCACUCGACUCAGACUGAGACGGAUCAAGAGGCUCGAUGUGACCCAAGUCAGCUCCCGCAAAUCUUCCUUCAGGUGCCCAACCCCCUUGCCAAAGGAGAGUACAGGGUGAUCAACGGCCUGUGCGUGCUGGGUCGAAACCCUUCGCUGCAUCCCGGUGACAUCCGUGUCGUGGAGGCGGUUGAUGUACCCGAACUUCGCCAUCUGAGGGAUGUUGUCGUCCUGCCUAGCCAGGGCGAUCGCGACGUAGCGGGAAUGUGCUCAGGAGGCGAUCUAGACGGCGACGACUACUUUGUCUUUUGGGACGAGGAAUUGAUCCCGCCCCAGACAGAGUGGAACUACCCACCUAUGAAUUAUACGGCCCCCAAGCCCCCGGUGGUUGAUCAGGUCACACUGGGUGAUCUCAUGAGGUUCUUCGUUAUCUACAUGAAGAACGACUCGCUUCCGAGAAUUGCUCAUGCACAUCUUGCCCAAGCAGAUCGACUGGAUGGAGGAGCAAAGAAUCCGAAAUGCCUGCAGCUCGCAGCUUUGCAUUCCAAGGCGGUCGACUACGUCAAGACAGGUGACCCGGCCCAGAUGCCCAAGUACCUCAACCCCAGAGACUGGCCCCAUUUCAUGGAGAAACGCCACAAGAAGCCUUACCACUCGGGCCGGAUACUCGGCCAGCUCUAUGACGAGGUGCAGACUAUCGACUUCCAGCCCGCGUACGAUAUGCCCUUUGACGAGAGGAUCCUGAAGCGCUACAAAUUGGAGAAUGAGAUGCUGAAAGAGGCGCGGCGCAUCAAGUCGAGGUACGACAUGGCGAUGAGGCAGCUCAUGGGCCAGAGGGAGAUCAAGACCGAGUUCGAGGUCUGGUCCUCGUUCAUCCUGUCCAAGCCGCGGUUCGGUUCAGACUACAAGCAGUCCGAGGAGGUCAGCCGGGAGGCCUCGGCCCUCAAGGCGCGCUUCAAGGACAUCUGCGUCAAGGCGGCGGGGGGCACAAGGGAGGAUCCCGACAAGCUUCACCACUUUGUGGCCGCCAUGUAUAAGAUCACACAGGAGGAGGUGCGGAUCGCCAUACACGAGUGCAACCGAGACAACAUCAGCUCCGGCGGCAGGGUGUACAGGCGCAAGAUGAACGCCAAGUCCAUGCCGCUGAUCAGCUUCCCGUGGAUCUUCCACAAGGAGCUCGGCAAGAUUGCCACGGGGUCGUCGACGGAACCGGAGCUCAAGCGUAUCUCUGGAAAAAUCGACAAUGCUGCUACGGCCGAUAGUCCGGAGAGCCUGACGGAGGACACUCCAGAAAGCCUGGGAGUGGACGAGGUGAACGAGAUGGACUACGUUCGCACUGCUGGCGGAGUAGUCUUCCACCGUGGAGAGAUCAUCAACUUCUUCAGUCAUGAUUCGGACAACGAGGAGGACGAUGACAUUGAGAGUGUCGUGUCUGGUCAAGAAGACCAAGGAGCACGGGUCGAUGUGCAAAACACAGCAGAGGUCGAAGGCUCGAGUACACCUAGUUCGGAACAGGAGGCAAAGGAAAACCAGGCCUUGGUGGAUCUGUCCAUUGAUGAGCCUCCUGCGAGUGGUAGCCGAAAUGAAGCGGCAUCCGCAUCGUCGGCCUCGCCGAAUGUCACUGGCGAAGCUCUUGCAGAAACCGGUCUGCCUGGAGCUCUUGAGAUUCAGGAGACAUCCUCCCCAGUGGAGGAGACGAAUGGAGUGGCCAACAUGGAUGGCACACAAGACGUAGCCGGCUUGGUCGCUGAAGAUGUCCCUGCGUCCGAUGAAUCCGACGGAGAUGACAGCUUUGAGAUCGAACCGGAGGUCAUCACCAUAUCGAAGGAGGAGAAUGUCCUAGAGAGGGCAGCAAGGCUGUUUGGCGACUGA